Molecule: messenger RNA, 2283 nt
Organism: Hyaloperonospora brassicae
Lineage: Eukaryota; Oomycota; Peronosporomycetes; Peronosporales; Peronosporaceae
Source: the annotation of a GenBank genome assembly
AUGGGCAACAGCGACAGCAAGAGCAAGUUCCGCGAGAGCGUCUACAAGCUCAACAACGAGGUCAUCAGCGCCAAGAGCCUCGAGUUCUGGGACAAGCUCUGGCGCAUCCCCACGGUCGCCGAAGAGAUCUUUACGCUCAUUCAGCCCGACGACGUGCGCAUGCUGCGGCACCAGCAGCCCGCGAACUUGGCCACAAUGCUGCGCCAGGCGGUCUCGCAGCUCGUGCAGAUCGUCGAGACGCCCGUGCCCAAGUACUACCAACAGGCGCUCAACUGCGUGCGCGUCUUGACGCGUCUCGUGCCGUUUAUUCUCGAAGAGGGCGGCGACGACUUUGUCGAAGAGCUCUUUUGGCGCGGACGGAGCAGCGACAGUGCGUUGCAAGCGGACAAAGUGGAAGAAGAAGAAGGAGAAGAGGCUGACGAUGAAGGAGACGAUGGAGCGCCCCGUGCGGCGGGAGCGGGCGAGCCGCUGGCCACGCAGAUGAUCCACGCGAUCAUGGGGUUACUCUUCUUGCCCGAGUUCACCGUGUCGAUCCACGCGUACAAGGGCUACGGCGAAGAGCGACGGAGCGCCACGCGCAGUGGACAGAGCACGACCAGUGGGGGGCUCGUGUUUCCCUCGCUGCUGUGGCACUCGGGCGUGGGGUACCCUGACGCCAGUGUCGUGCACGCGUCGACGUACGACAAGAACCGGAAAGAAGUGCUCGCGCUGCUCUUGACGUGCUUCUCGAGCAUUUUGUACCACAAAGCCGAGACGUGCAGUCAGUGGAAAGAUCCGUUCCUGGAAGUCGCCACGGCCCCGGCGUGUCCGUUUGCACCGACGCUGUUCUACUCGCUGCUGAACAUUGUCGUGUCGUACGAUCCAGUGGGGUGGGGCGUGCCGUACGCAGGCUCGAUCGUGUCGGACGACCGGGAGAUACUCGUGGACCUGUCGCUGCAAGUGCUGCUAGUGCUGCUGGAUUUCGGGCAAACGUCAGAGGCCAAUGUCACGACGUCGUUGAAGCCGCAGCUGGGGAGCUCGACACCGAUUGUCGACCGUCGCAUGUCGGCUGUAGCGCCGAGACCGUCGAAUCCGUUGUUUGAUGGCGUGCCGAACACUUAUCGUGCCUUGCUGUCGUCACUCCAGCGACCCGAAGACUUUAAGCUCAUUUUCUCGGGACUUUCGCGGCUGCUGAACAACUACCAUCAGUCCAUGAGCACGUUACUGCCAAACUCGAUCAAGCAGAUUAAAUGCCACCAGGAGCUGCUUGUUUUGUUGUGGAAGAUGCUGGACGAGAAUACAGAAUUCUUGCAAUAUGCACUGAAACAAGCGGACGCCAACCAGCUCGUGGUACCGCUGCUGUUCUUGAUGUACGAAGGCAGACAAGAACCGGCCAAGGUAGGCAUGAUCCACAUUUGCACGUUUAUUUUAUUGUUGUUGAGCGGUGAACGGGAUUUUGGCGUAAACCUGAACAAGCCGUUCAACAACCACCUGCCGCUGGAUCUACCGCCGUUUUCCGGGAACCACGCCGAUCUCCUGAUUGUAUGCUUGCACAAGAUUAUCGUGAGCGGCUACGAGAAGCUCAACUCGGUGUACAACUGCUUCCUCACCAUCAUUUGCAACAUCUCACCGUACUGCAAGAAGCUCAACAUGGUGUCAGCUGUGCGCCUGAUGCGUCUGUUCAAGCUCUUCGCACAGCCGCGAUACCUAUUUGACAACGAGGCCAAUCAUCACUUGGUUUUCUUCCUGCUCGAGACCUUUGACAACAUCAUUCAGUAUCAGUACGAGGGCAACCAGCAAGUGGUGUAUGCAAUGAUCCAAGCCAAGAAUGUUUUCUACCAGCUCAAUGAUUUGCAGCUUCCGCCCAUUCGGGCGGCUUCGUCGGAAUCAAAGAGCAUGACCAAGAAAGAAGGCGACGGUACCGAAGAAGGAAAAGAAGAAGAGAAAAGUUGUUCCGAUGGCGAGUUCGUUCCUACAGUCGAGUGGCUGGCUGCCUGGAAGAAGAAGCUGCCUUUGACGACGAGCCUCCGACUGCUUCAGCACCUCAUUCCGCAGCUGGAAAGCGCUUGCCAGAAGGCCGGUGGCAGUCUGGACGAAGAUGCGAUGCUGUAUUUCUUGCGUACUACUACGAUGGUGGGCCUUUUGCCUGUGCCGCACCCAAUCGUGAUCCGAAAAUACCAGAUCAACCAGUUCACGCACCUGUGGUUUACCACGUUCACCUGGGGCGUGAUUUUCCUCCGCAACCAGAUGCUUCCCCUCUUCGACGGCGGUGCCAUCACUUUAUUCACCAUCAGCGUUCUAUGA